Molecule: messenger RNA, 1183 nt
Organism: Toxotes jaculatrix (banded archerfish)
Lineage: Eukaryota; Metazoa; Chordata; Actinopteri; Toxotidae
Gene: surf2
Product: surfeit 2
Exons: 6
Coding region: 197-940 (247 amino acids)
Source: RefSeq, a predicted model, not a curated record
AUAAUACCGAGAUAAUAGAUGAAUGGGAAGCUUAUUUAUCUUUUCCUCUGAGCUGACCUUCCUCACUUUGAUCAGCGGGUGGCGCCAAGAUAUCACGCUACAGAGUCUGUGCGGCCAACCCACGUGUAGCCAUUUCCUGUAAGGGGGGUGGUCUGAUCAACACACUAAAAUAUCUGUUUAGAAGUGUUCUUAUGCUAUGGAUGAGCUGCCUUCGGACCUGAGAGCAUUUCUUCUUAACCACCCUUUUCUUCAGCUUACAGAUGGCAAAAAGAUCAAAUGCACACUGAAUGGCCACGAGUUUCCAUGCAACCUGACAGAGCUGCAGAAGUUCACUCAAGGGAAGAAAUAUGAGAAACUGAGUGCUACAGCAGAGUUUAACUACAGCCAGUAUGAACCACACAUUGUGCCAAGCACCAAACAGCCCAAUCAGCUCUUCUGCAAGCUGACGCUCAGACAUCUCAACCGGCAGCCGCACCAUGUUCUGAGACAUGUCAACGGGAAACGCUUCAAGAAGGCCCUCUCCAAAUAUGAAGAGUGUGUGCAGCAAGGGAUUGAAUUUGUUCCUGCCAGACUCACACAGAAAAGACCCAAAGACACUGGAGAGGAGAAGGUCAGUCGGGGGAGGGCCUCAAAACACGGGAACAGCAUGUGGGAACCCUCAUCCAGUGACGAGGAUCACAGCGACUCGGAAGACAGCAUGAGUGACCUAUAUCCUCCGUCUAUGUUCACCUUAAAAAACCCGGCAGAAGAAAGUGUGGAGGGUGAGGGGGACGAGGAGGAAGAUGACUUCCAAACAGAUGAAGACGAGGAAAUGGAGGUGGACAAGCAGGUGGUGCAGAAACGCAAAAAGGUCCAGGGCGGUGGUUUUCAGAAGAAAUUCAGAAAUAAUCACUGGAAAUCAGGGCGAAAGAAACAUGGAAAAUUGCGAAGUGGAAAAUAAAAUAUAAAACCAUGUCUGUAUAGUAUUUUUAUACCUAGUGUUUUGUCAGGGAUCAGGACUCACAGCACUGGGUAUAAUAUUCAUGUGUCUGAGCCAGCCUGACUUUUGUAUAAGUGAGCAUUGCAUUACUAGAUACUAAAAAUACUGUGUUAGUGGCAGUUAACACAUGUUUUGGACUGGAUAGGUUGUGUUUUCUGUUUCACGAGCAAGAGCAAAGACAUAAAAUACAACUCUGUUUGGACU